Messenger RNA from Erigeron canadensis, 2663 nucleotides. Its product is annotated as transcription factor bHLH157-like. The transcript has 10 exons. Gene Ontology annotation, molecular function: protein dimerization activity; DNA-binding transcription factor activity. NCBI's taxonomy places the organism in Eukaryota, Viridiplantae, Streptophyta, Magnoliopsida, Asterales, Asteraceae. The coding region runs from base 320 to 2314 and encodes 664 amino acids. The record is from RefSeq and is a predicted model, not a curated record. Gene Ontology annotation, biological process: regulation of DNA-templated transcription.
UAUAGUAACAAACAACACAUGAAAACAGAAACCACCAUUCAUCUGUUUAUUUUUGGAAAAACAUAAAUUUGUAGCUUUUGCUUUUCUAAAACCUCAUACAAAAAAACGUAAGCUUAAAAAAGACACCAAAAUUAAAUUACUUUCCCAAAGCUGUAAGUGGGGUUUGCUGCUGCUAUCUUUGUCUAGUGGAAGAACUACAAGCUGCAGCAGCUACACCUGAAUUGAAUCCUUUUAGUUGCAGACUUUGAUUAAUUUCAGAGAUAGAGAUAUAGUAGUGUUCUUUGUGAAGAUAUAGUUUCUUUUUCAUUGUGUGUACAAAAUGGGCUCAACACAGAGAGAUUCAGCUAUCAAAAAUGUGCUCAAGAAUCUUUGUCACUCUUAUGGAUGGUCUUAUGGUGUUUUCUGGAGCUUUGACCAGCCAAAUUCUAUAUUGUUGACUGUGCAAGAUGCAUAUUUUGAAGAGAAAAUGCAAGGUCUGAUUAAUAAUUUGCUUCCACAUGCACCAAUACUUGGAGGAGGGUUAAUUGGACAGGCUGCUUUAACUAAGAAGCACUUUUGGAUGUCCUCGGAAGAUAAUUACAUAGGACAGAGUUCUUCGGGCUCGAUCUGGGAUAUGUUUCAGGAUGAUUUGAAAUUGUUUCAGCAAUUUUCCUCUGGUAUAAAGACAAUUGCAGCAAUCCCUGUGGAACCACAAGGAGUGGUACAAUUUGGGUCCAUUGAGAAGAUUCCGGAGAAGUCAGAAUUCAUAAAUCAAACCAAGAGAAUGCUCAGUGAAAUUGUUAAUGGUAACAUACCAACGAUUUCAUCUUCUUCACCAAAUGGCUUGUUUGCCUCCUUGAUAUCGUCUGAAGAUCCCUAUUUUCAAAGCUGUGCCAACUAUUCGACUAUUCAAACUUCUUUAGCUUUUCCACCACAAUCUUUCUCUUGCGGUCUAGAAUCUCAAGUGAUGUUUCUUGACAAUAUUCAGCCUACUACACAUUUACAAUCAGAUAGUGCUCCAUGGAGCACUACUUCUAGUUUAACUUCUUUCAAGGAACCACAGCAAGAUAUGUUUGACUUACCAACAGAUUUUGGAAGCCUUGAUGAACUCUUCCAACCAGGAGAUUUCAAUAUCUCCCAGUGGUACUCUCAGUUUCCUGGACAAAGCAAUGUGGCACUAAAUGAUCAAUUGUUAUCACAGUCCACAGGAUAUCUUCACAUCAGUUCUGAGGAAAAAGUCAAUCCUAUGAUUAUUUCUGGAGCUGAUGUUGACCUGUUUACAAGUAACGGAGACUUAGGUGACAUUGUAACACCUGUCAUAAAUGAAAAUCAUCCAGGUUUCAGUCACAAUUCAGAAGGGUCAAAGUCAACUCAAAUAGUUGAUAAUGACCUGGCUACCCUUCCUCCAAAGAAAGGAUUGUUCUCGAAUCUUGGGAUCAGGGAGCUUUUUGAGGGUAUUUCUAGCACUUCCACCUCUUGUGUUGACGAUCAAGUGUCAUCUGCCUCGAAAAGAAGAAAAACAGGAAAUGGUAAUUCCUUGUUUGGGCAGAAGGGAGAGACCACUUUUAAAUCAGAGCCUGGUUUAUGGAUGGGUGAUGCUUAUAGCAUGGAUGGUUCAAGCAUAAUUUCACAAGCUAAGAAGCAAGUUGAACCUACGAAGCCCACUAAGAAAAAAGCUAAACCAGGGACUCGCCCGCGGCCCAAAGACCGCCAGAUGAUCUUGGACCGUAUGGCUGAGUUAAGAGAGCUCAUCCCCAAUGGUGAAAAGAUGAGCAUCGACUGUUUGUUGGAUCGCACAAUCAAACACAUGCUUUUCUUGCAAAGUGUAACAAAACAUGCUGACAGAAUAAAACAUGCUGAUGAAACGAAGCAUAAUGGCAUUGUUCAGAAUAAAUACCCUAGUGAUCCAAACAACAAUGGUGUGACAUGGGCAUGUGAAAUGGGAAAUCAAAUGAUGAUCUGUCCAUUAAUAGUGGAGGACCUCAGUACCCCGGGACAAAUGCUCGUAGAGAUGAUAUGUGAAGAACAUGGGUUCUUUCUUGAAAUAGUGGACAUAAUCAGAGGUUUUGGAUUAACCAUCUUGAAGGGAAUCAUGGAAUCUCGUGAGGAAAAAAUAUGGGCACACUUUAUAGUUGAAGCUGAGGAAAAAAGACAUGUAACGAGGCAUGAGAUAUUUGGAGCACUUGUUCAACUCCUACAAACAAUUGGGUCUAACGAUGCUCAUCUGGAUAAAAAGAUUAUGCAAACCGGGAAUUCUCUACACAACAAUUUCCAGCACCCUGUGAUGCAAAUCCCUGUACGUCUGGCAGACACAGGAUAUGGAAUGAACUUAUAACCUUAUAUCUAAGAAUACCAUGAGCAUUCACCAUGAUUGGUAUUCUAGAAAGAUCAGAAAGUUAUAUUCCUCUAUAGAGUUGCGGUUUUGGCCAGAGUUUUAGAAAUGAAGAUGUCGAUGGUUUGUCAAGUUUUUGGAAUGAAUGCAGGAAGGAUUCUUAUGCUUUGGUUUGGGGUUCUCGUCCUUUGUUUUUUGUUCUGAUUCUGUAGUGUUAUUUGUUGGUUUCUUUCAAGUAGUUUUUGGAAAUCAAAUGUUCAUAGUUUGAAAUUAACAAGAAAGAACCAACAUCAUUUGUUGGCUGAUAGCCACUUUGUAAUUAUAUCGAUAUAGGCUUUGGUUGCUGUUUAAA